CAAACCCACAAAAUCCUAACCAUCCAUAACACUAUAAGAACUUGAUCAACAGAUCUGUUUAGUAACAAGUUAUUGAAGGUACAACAAUGGCGAACGCAAGCGAUGAGUUCAGACUAGCGUCUUCCGGCAUCGAUCAUGAAGGCCGACUACCACGAAAAUACACCGGUGACGGUCAAGGUACAAAAAAAGACAUAUCACCACCGUUAGAAUGGUACAACGUUCCGGAGGGGACAAAAACACUAGCACUAGUGGUGGAGGACAUCGAUGCACCGGACCCAGAAGCGCCGCUGGUUCCGUGGACUGUGUGGGUGGUGGUCAAUAUACCACCUACUUUGAAGGGGCUCCCAGAGGGAUUUUCCGGGAAAGAGGGGGACAUGGGUGGCGAUUAUGCUAAUGUUAAAGAAGGACAUAAUGACUUUAAGGUGCCUGGAUGGCGCGCACCGAAGAUGCCCUCAUCCGGACACCGGUUCGAGUUUAAGCUGUAUGCGUUGGAUGAACAAGUUGAGUUGGGGAAUAAGGUGACUAAGGAGAAGUUGCUGGAGGCGAUUGAUGGCCAUGUGGUUGGGGAGGCUGUUCUGAUGGCCGUAAAUUAAAUUGAGAAUGGUUUAUAUAUAUGUUAGUUGUGUGACUUGUGUCAUGUGUGAUGUUCUUGUUUUAACGUAUUUUGAAACAGAAGUGACGAGAGAGAGAGAGUGUUUGUUGUGUGUUUUUCUUGAGAGAUCAUGAAUUAAUUAUGCUGUUUUGCUUCAAGGAAUCAAGCUUUAUAAAGUAAAAUACAAAUGUAAUGCUUCAACCGAGCUAGGA
Molecule: messenger RNA, 804 nt
Organism: Helianthus annuus (common sunflower)
Lineage: Eukaryota; Viridiplantae; Streptophyta; Magnoliopsida; Asterales; Asteraceae
Product: UPF0098 protein CT_736
Exons: 2
Coding region: 87-593 (168 amino acids)
Source: RefSeq, a predicted model, not a curated record